AUGGCUGUACUCUCCUCUGCAGCCCGACCUCUGCUUCGACUUCGAACCCUCCGAUCAUGCGUCCCCCACCGAUUCGCGAGUUCCUCCUCGUCGGCUACCACCACGAGCUCCAAGCAGGUUACUAGUAGGGUUGGGACUUCUUCUCAGAGCCCCAUAUCAAAACUAAACAUUCCUACUCCGAAAGGACCCUCGCCGCAACCAGGUAAAGGUCAACAACCUAGCAUACCAACACUCGAAGGGCCAGUGUCGCAAUUUAUCAGAGAGCUGCCUCCGCACCUAGCGAAAAAGCAAUGGUACGCGCAAAAGCUAUACGAUGCAGGGACAACAGCCAUAUACAGACCCCCGUCUCAUUUUGGGAUCUAUGCUGCAGCGUUUGUCAUAGGAAGCAGCGCUAUUGGCGUUGCUGGUAUUCUCGCAUACGGUAAUCUCUGGGCUUGGGAAGGAGACCCCGACCUCCCAUGGUUCGUGCCAGUUGCACAUCGAUUGGGAAUCUUUGUCUUCUCGGCCGUCGGCUGGCUUAUUAUGAUGCGGUCAUUAAGGAUCAUCAAAGCAAUCGAUCUCGUGCCGGUAGAUGGGGUCGUGAAGAUGGCGGUGCAGGUACGCCGGCCUCUACCGUUUCUGAGGCCGAAGCAAUUCCUCAUUGAACCUUAUCGCUUUCAGAUGGACAACAAGUUCGUGCAACAACUGGCAGAACCUGAUUUCAUAAUGGCAAAUGCAGAAGCGCCGUCUUCAACAAACCAAACUUCCGGGGGACUUGUUCCAAGCAUUGUGCGAGCAAUCAGCAAAGCAAUCUAUUACCCGUUUGCAUCAACGAGGAGGUUGAUGACCCUUGAAGGUUUUAUGAUGGUCAACUUUGAAGGGAGUCGCGGCAAGAUGAAGCUGGACACACAGGGGCUUUUCUCCAAUGCAGCAGAGGAUCUUAUCCAGAUGGGCACCACAAGGCUUUGA
Messenger RNA from Fonsecaea multimorphosa CBS 102226, 948 nucleotides. RefSeq lists its product as uncharacterized. NCBI's taxonomy places the organism in Eukaryota, Fungi, Ascomycota, Eurotiomycetes, Chaetothyriales, Herpotrichiellaceae. The transcript has a single exon. The coding region runs from base 1 to 948 and encodes 315 amino acids. The record is from RefSeq and is a predicted model, not a curated record.